AUGGGUAUAGACCGGCGGCGGAGGGCGUCUCUGGCUCUCACGUUGAACUUCGUGGCGCUGUUCUUGGCCGUGUCCGCGCUCACCACGAGCUACUGGUGCGAGGGCACGAGGAAGGUGGUCAAGCCGUUCUGUACCGGGCCAGUGACCACGAGGCAGGCGUUCUGCAUCCGCUUCAACAGCUCCAACAUCAACGACUCCCGCCUCGUGCAGUACAUCUGGGAGACCGGGGAGGACAAGUACGUCAUGAGGAAGUUCCACACCGGGAUCUGGUUCUCCUGCGAGCAGAACAUCAACAUGACCGGUGAGAACUGCCGGAGCUUCAUCUAUGUGGCCCCAGCCAACGAGCGAGGAGUGCUGUGGCUGUGCAUUGUGGCUGAGUGCCUGUACAUCCUCCUCCUGGCCACCGGGGGCAUCCUCAUGUCUAUAGAGGUGUGUCAGAUCGGCAACGUGAUCGACGGGCUCAAACUCAACGCCUUCGCCGCCAUCUUCACCGUGCUCUCCGGUCUUCUGGGGAUGGUGGCUCACAUGAUGUUCACCACGGCCUUCCAGCUCACUGUGAGUCUGGGCCCCGAGGACUGGAAACCCCAGACCUGGGACUACAGCUGGUCCUACAUAUUAGCCUGGAGUUCGUUCACCGCCUGCAUGGCCUCCUCCGUCACCACCAUCAACCGCUACACCAAGACCAUCCUGGAGUUCAAGCACAAGCGCAGGAACAUCGAGAAGAACCUGAAGAUCAAACAGAAGCUCCUGGAGCUGGACUCUCCUCAGCAGGUGUGGGACAUGUACCUGAGCUCUGUCCCCAGCACGGCCGAGGAGCUGCUGGACCUGUCCUCCACCAGCCGCAGGCUCUCCAACACCUCCAUGUUCUUAGACCUGAGCGACCUCCCCGAGGGCUGCUCCGAGGGCUACUGCUGA
Messenger RNA from Boleophthalmus pectinirostris (great blue-spotted mudskipper), 915 nucleotides. It is a transcript of the gene gsg1l2b, whose product is annotated as gsg1-like 2b. NCBI's taxonomy places the organism in Eukaryota, Metazoa, Chordata, Actinopteri, Gobiiformes, Gobiidae. The record is from RefSeq and is a predicted model, not a curated record. Gene Ontology annotation, cellular component: plasma membrane. The coding region runs from base 1 to 915 and encodes 304 amino acids. The transcript is spliced from 5 exons.